UAGUAAUUGAUUAGGAAGUUCUGCAUGUGGGUGAUUCACGUGCUGGGCACUUCGAGGCCGGGUAUAAAAGUGCUUGACCUCACAUCUCGCACCAUCACUUCUCUUGUCUCACGCUCUGGUGUGGUAGCCCCACAGAUCCCCACCCCAGCCAUGGUUCGCUCCCUGAGCCCCUGCACCGAGGGCAGCGCCUCCCCCUGCAACGUGGCCGUGCCCCAGCCCGUGGCCGACUCCUGCAACGAGCCCUGUGUCCGGCAGUGCCCUGACUCCACGGUGGUCAUUUACCCUCCUCCCGUGGUGGUCACCUUCCCCGGGCCCAUCCUCAGCACCUUCCCCCAGCAGAGCACCGUGGGCUCCGUGGGAGUCCCCGAAGUCGGAGCUGGCGUUGGGGGCAGCGCCGGAGCUGGUGUUGGAGCUGGUGUCGGAGGUGGUUUUGGUGCUGCCCGAACCCCUGGAGCUUCCCAAGUUUAUGGUGGGGCCAGGUGGGGCCGGGGGUACCCGGUGGGCAGCUGCAGACCCUGCUGCUAAGGCCAGGAUGUGGCCGCUGGACGAGAGUGACCGGCACGCUCCACGGCCGAGCACGGCACUCAGGGAGAGCUGAGCAUUUGGGGUGGAAUUAAAACCAUCUGUGGAUGUUUGAAGGCCUCAAAAAUCCAUUUCCAUCCUUCUGCCCUUCCUGGUUUUCCUUCUCUAAAGCUUUCCUCUCUUUCCAAGCACUCUGUUCUCAAAGCUACGGGCUGUUCCUGGUUCCUUGGGGGCUUGUUGGGAUCUUUUUUGCUUGCAGUAGGUUUAGAUUAGGGAGAAAUUAGGAUUUUAGAUUUUAGGGAGAAAUUAGAAGGGAAUUCUUUCUUGUGAGGACCUGGCACAGGUUGCCCAGGGAAGCUGUGGCCGCCUCAUCCCUCUGGAAGUUUCCAAGACCAGGCUGGAAGGGGCUUGGAGCAACCUGGGAUAGUGGAAGGUUCCCUGCCCAUGGCAGGGGUGGGACUGAAUCACCUUUAAAGUCCCACCCAAACCAUUCUGUGCUUCUGUGACUGUGGCAAUGUCAAGGAUCUGGUCCGAGACCCCCUUCAGAUCCAUUUCUAAGCUCUUUCCAUGGCUACUGAUGGAUAAAAAUGGUUCUGCAGCUCCCCAGCCCCUGCUCUGCUGCCCUGCUGUGUGACCAGGGCUGGCCAUCACCACAGGAGGAGCGGCCCCAGACAUUCCCUGAGUCACCCCACAUCAAACCACGCCUUGUGGGCAAUUUGUAACCUGUGCUGUGUCUCACCUGUUCUUCCUCAUUAAAGCAGAUGUUGCAGCAGGUGAA
This is a messenger RNA of Haemorhous mexicanus (house finch), 1300 nucleotides long. RefSeq names its product claw keratin-like. Gene Ontology annotation, molecular function: structural constituent of cytoskeleton. The transcript has 2 exons. Gene Ontology annotation, cellular component: intermediate filament. Bases 25 to 525 code for a protein of 166 amino acids. The record is from RefSeq and is a predicted model, not a curated record. NCBI's taxonomy places the organism in Eukaryota, Metazoa, Chordata, Aves, Passeriformes, Fringillidae.